This is a messenger RNA of Saccostrea cuccullata (small rock oyster), 3713 nucleotides long. RefSeq lists its product as uncharacterized. NCBI's taxonomy places the organism in Eukaryota, Metazoa, Mollusca, Bivalvia, Ostreida, Ostreidae. The record is from RefSeq and is a predicted model, not a curated record. The transcript has 8 exons. Bases 74 to 1792 code for a protein of 572 amino acids.
UUGCCCCAAAAGCUUUAGGAAAUUCAAGUGAAAUAAAAACAGACGAGGGGUUGAGAACAUAAGGUAGGCCUAAAUGGCCAAUAGAUCCAAUGUUGAACUGUUUGGACUUGUACUUGUUAUAUUGACCUGUCUGUUUAAAUGGGGAAUUACCUCCAAUCCAGGAGUGGUAGAUACGUGCCCUGAUACUGAGGCAGCGUGGAAUGAGCGAGCCUUGAGCCAGUCCACCAGCUGUGGGGGACAGAGUGUGUAUCACUGCCUCCUGGACGAGGAUGGAGAGAAGAGGGAAGUGUGUGUGGAGAAAUCCCUCCUCAAAGCAGGUUACUGCCCUCUUGUUACACAGAGUAACUUUCUGGACUGGAAUCCAUGCAAUCUCACCAAUCCAGGAUGUCCCAAUACCAGCUUCAUCUCAAACGAAGUUUACAAAUUCCCAUAUUGUUUUGGAGACAACACGCCAUCUCCAAUAAAGCAGAAUGAGAAUGGACAGGAUAUUAGUCCUGGGACAGUAGCAGGAAUUGUGGUUGUAAUAGUUUUUCUAUUAUUGGUCAUCAUAGGUUUUUUCCUGGUGUAUCAAAGGAGGAUGGGGCGUAAUUAUGUUGCAAAAGAUCCUGAGGGCCAUCCUUUGAUGCCUACAGGUUCUCAACGGGAAGUUGUAAAAGCUCACCAUGUUAUGGAUGGUAUGGCAGUGUUGAAGAAACAGGACUCUCUCCUUAUAACGGGGAAGCUGGGUACUGCAGUAACCAGCACUGCAGACAGCAUCAUGGAGGAGUACGUUAAAAAGAAUACUGACUGGAAGGUUAGACACAGUAAAUACCAGGAACUCCCCGUCCGAUUUGAUCCAAAGACAAUUUACUUUGUGUAUGGAUGGUUUGGACUGUGGAAUGAUAAUCCCUGUGAUUUGGAUGCAGUCAUACUGGCAUUUAACACUCUUACAAAUGCUCACAAAGGAAAGAAAAACAAAUUUAUUAUUGGAAUGAGAUCUGAUGUCAACAAAAGAUAUGCAUCUCAAUUAGAACGAUUUGAAGAUAAUUUAUUACACAAUUCAAUAUCUUUAGAUUCUGUUAACUUUUUGAGAGAUAAAGGAUAUGAAGUUUUUUUUAAUGAGAAAGUUAAAGGCAGUUGUGAGGACAAGAACUGCAAGUGCAAGAAUUUGAAAUUUGACAUGUUGACAAAAGAAAAGGAAAAUAAAAUUGGAAUUCCCCUGAAAAUGAAUGUUUUGGCAAAGCAUCAUAACAUGAUUGCAGAGUUUGUUAAACGGAAGAACAUAAAAGAGACGGUAAAGGAGCAUUUUAAAUCUUUAAAAGACACAGAUGGAUUGUUAUACCAGUGUCUCAUGUACGUCUGCAUGAAAGGAGAGCUGAAAAGGUCUGCAGCUUUAGAUAAAGGAAUAGUCAGUAAAUUUAAAUUUGAAAUUUCAAAGAAGGUUUUUGAAGAAAGUAUGCCCAACUUAGAAAGCUACAUCCGAAUGAAGAAUUCCGAGAAACAGCAGGGAAUCCAGCCUGAAGCAGCGACGUAUGUGUUCUGGCAUUCCUUUAUCUACAUCUGUGCUUUCCACACUCUGUUUGAAACAAACCCUGACGAAGUCAUGACCUGCUGCAAUAUUGAUGCUAUACUCCAACUUGUGCGGCCAGAAUCGGCAGAAUCCCACAAGAAGGACUACUUUGUUGUCAUCGCUGACCAAGAAAGGGUCAAGUUGUUCCAGAAACGCGUCAAGGAUGAUGGAAUGGAGGAUGAAGUGUUAGCUAAGCAUCCUUUACUUAAAUUCAACGCUGAGGGAAACCCUGGAGGAUCUUGAACUCUUCUGAUGAACUUUUUUUACCUAAAAACCUGCCUGUUUUAUUGUCUGAUGAACAAAAUGCAUGAUUAGAAUUUUUUUGGUAAAUUUAUUAUUUUAAUAUUGUAAGACAGUGCUUGUUGCAAGCUGUUUUGAAAUUAUGGAUUAAUUCCCUUAUAUUAUAGUGCAUGAGGUAUUUGUCAUGUGAAAGUUGCCUUGAAUAUUAGUAGUAUUUAAAAGGAGAACUGAGUUUUGUGUUCAAAAAAGUAUGAGAUCAUUAAAAAAAAUUGAUGUGCUUAUUGAAAUUAAGUGUGAAGUAUACAAGGAAACCCUAAAAUACUAGAAAUCUUACCUGCAGUAUUUGAUUUGUAAUGUCCUGUAUAUAUUCCAUUAGCUAUAAGCUUCUGUAUGGAGGUGUUUCACAAUCACAAGUCAUUUCUUCCCUCUAAUUUUGGAAAUAUUCAUGCUAUAGUGUAAUGUAAAUGUUAUUGUGGCUAUAUUUUUAUGAGACAAAUAUCCAGUUAUAUCCUGAGACAGCUUUUUUUAAAGAUAGAAAUGUUAUUUUUUCAAUGAAUAUGGUUUAAUACAUGUAUUCUACCUUCAUCAGUGUUUUCCCUUUAUUUCAAAGUAAAGAGUUAGAGAUCAGUUGUAACAGGCUAGAGGCUAAGGUUUAUGAACAGAAUCUCUGUGGACCUUACAACAAAUUUUUAUUUCAAAGCAGCAUUUUUGUCAAUUAAAGUGGACAAUUUGGCCAGUAGCCGGUUCUUAGGGAAAACACUGCUUCUUACACAUGUUAGUAUAAUACAUGUAUAUAACAAUUUUAAGUAUGAUUUGGGUUUAUUUAAACAUGAUUUUUAAAAAGGGCAUUAAAUAUGGGGGGGGGGGGGGGCUGUACAUGUCAAUUUCUUGCAGAAAAAGAAAAUUAACAUUGUACAAGUAUAAGCAAUUUCACACUUCAGUGAACUUGUUAAAGUCAGUGGUAUUGGUUCAAUGAAAAAAGUAAAUUCUUCACUGGGUUAUACAAAAGUUUGUAACAAAAACUUGAGCUAGUUGUUGUUGGGGGGGGGAUGACAUGAGCAUGAAGUUGUAAUUUUAUUAAGGCAUUUAAUUUAGUGUCAAUCAAUUUGUCUUCUUAAUUGAUUGUUUUGGUAAGCCUAAGGUUGAGAAUUCCUUUUACAGUGUGUUGAAAUAUGUUGUUUAUGCAUUUUUCCUGACCUAUUGGCCUAUAUAUUUUUUAUUUAAAUUAUUUUGUUAAUUUUUCAAAUGAAGCAUAACUCCUCAACUAAGUUUGGGGAAUGUUAACAUGACUGCACAUCAUGCCAUUAGUCAUUUGUUGUAAAUUAUUUACAUGUUCAAGAUAUAUACAACAUAGUUUUGAAAAUUCAAUUAAAAAUAAAUGGUAUUAACUGCAUGAUGGAGCUUUGAUCUUAUAAAUGAUGUCUGCAUGGUAAUGUUGUACACCUUUUCAUCUGUUGAAACUCCUGAUGAUAUAUGAUUUUUUUGCUUACUUUAUGAAUAUCUUUAAAUAGGACAGGUGCAUUGUUACAUUUCAAGUAUAAGUAUCUUGUGUAAGCCCUUUAUACAGUUUGUUAUAGAAUAACACAAUGUCAUAAUUUACCUAAAGAUUUUCAGACUAGCCACGUAUUGAAUAUUAAAACCAUACUGGGCAUUAGAAUUUUUUUUUUUUUUUUUUUGCACUCUAAUUUUUGUUUUGUAAAUCUUUAAAAAAUAAUAAUAAACUAAUAAAAGUAAACAUGAAUUUAUUUUACAUUUGACUCAAAACAUUAUUAUAUACAUGUACAUGUAUGCACAUAAUUCUGCAUUCAUUUUGCAAUAAUAUGAAAUGAAUAUCGUCAGCAUAUGUUACCGUAUAUUGUUUGUAAUACUUGUGUAAAACUAUAGCGCAUGGCUGCAUUAUUGUAAUAAAAGUUUUAAACCUGAG